CGCGCUCCCUUUCGCUCGCCGUAGUUCGUUCCAAGAUGGCGGCUGCCGUUGACGUUCCGGUCCGCGUCUGCAACCAGGAGAUUGUCAAAUUCGACCUGGAGAUUAAAGCGGCGGUGCAGGAUAUCCGAGAUUGCAUGGGGCCUGUAAGUACACUUACGGAACUCAAUGCCAAAGUGAAGGAGAAAUUUCACCAUUUACGACUUAGAAUCCAGGAGCUUGAACAGAUGGCUAAGGAACAAGAUAAAGAGUCAGAAAAGCAAGUGUUGCUCCAAGAAGUAGAGAACCAUAAGAAGCAAAUGCUCAGCAAUCAGACAGCUUGGAGGAAGGCAAACCUAGCUUGUAAAAUUGCUAUUGACAAUGCUGAGAAAGAUGAACUGCUGCGAGGGGGAGAUCCUUUACGACAAAGGAAGACUACUAAGGAAAGCUUGGCAGAGGGAGCAAGUAACAUCACAGAGAGCCUGAUGGGAAUUAGCAGAAUGAUGUCUCAGCAGGUCCGGCAAAGUGAAGAAACUAUGCAAACCUUGGUCAAUUCUUCACGGACCAUUGUGGAUGCCAAUGAGGAAUUCAAAUCCAUGUCUGGGACGAUACAGUUAGGACGAAAACUCAUCACGAAGUACAACCGUAGGGAGCUGACGGAUAAACUGCUCAUCUUCCUCGCCCUUGCCUUAUUUUUGGCCACCGUGCUUUACAUCCUAAAGAAGAGACUGUUUCCUUUUUUGUAAAAUUACCCAACAAAGAGAAGGGGCGCCACUGUGAGGAAAGAGAAACGGAGGAUUGAUUAUAAGAACCUGACAUUGUUCUGACACAGACCAAAACAGUGUAGCUGCCAGUGAAGUUGUGAGCUGCUAAAUCAGCUAAAAGAACAGGGAAAAAUACCGCCUGUUCCUCUAAAAGUAGCAGGUUUUGAACUGGAUAUUGUGAGACGUAUUCAACUGUCUCCCACCUGUGACAUGACACUUCUUUUAUCAAUUCAACAGAUGUCAUGAGAGGAGUAGAAGAUGCCAUGGAAAACAUAUUUCGAUACAUUCCUUUAAUAAAGUGUAUUUGAAUACAGAUAGCGCAAGGGAAUUUAUUUAUUAAAUAUGUCCAAUAAACCGAAGAAGCAAUGUGUCAUA
Anolis sagrei ordinatus is the source of this 1115-nucleotide messenger RNA. It is a transcript of the gene BNIP1, whose product is annotated as BCL2 interacting protein 1. Gene Ontology annotation, cellular component: endoplasmic reticulum; SNARE complex. NCBI's taxonomy places the organism in Eukaryota, Metazoa, Chordata, Lepidosauria, Squamata, Anolidae. Gene Ontology annotation, biological process: retrograde vesicle-mediated transport, Golgi to endoplasmic reticulum. Gene Ontology annotation, molecular function: SNAP receptor activity. The record is from RefSeq and is a predicted model, not a curated record.